Molecule: messenger RNA, 4282 nt
Organism: Poecilia reticulata (guppy)
Lineage: Eukaryota; Metazoa; Chordata; Actinopteri; Cyprinodontiformes; Poeciliidae
Gene: chrna2b
Product: cholinergic receptor, nicotinic, alpha 2b (neuronal)
Biological process (GO): monoatomic ion transmembrane transport
Cellular component (GO): postsynaptic membrane
Molecular function (GO): transmembrane signaling receptor activity; acetylcholine-gated monoatomic cation-selective channel activity
Source: RefSeq, a predicted model, not a curated record
CGACCAGGCUCUCCAGACUUACUCUAAUUGCGUUUGCGCGUGUCUGCACUUUUCUUUCUCUGACAUGAAGGGAAGAGCUGAGUUAUUUCUUUUCUGCUUGUAAAUGGUACUCUUGAACUUCUGAGUGGAUCCGGCGGACUGAAAGAGCAGAAGUGGAAGAAUCCAGAGGUGCAAAAAUUACUGGAGUUAGGCUACCAUGUGGCAGUUUUGGAUGAAACUCAUCUUGGCCUGGAUCUCCCUGGCAACCCCGAUAUUUGGCCAAAGUGGAGAUGGCGACUGGGGUUCAGGCUUUGACAUCCUCCCUGCCUCGAUGGCCACCAACGAUACAUUGGAGGCCAUUGGUGACGAGCCUGCGAGUGCGAAAAACAACCAUCUCUUAACCCCGUCAUCGCCGUCCCCCUCGCUCCAAUUUGAACCCCAACCAGAUAAGUGCUCUGUCCACUUCAGCACUAAAGCCGAAACUGUUUCAGCUCGAAAGCUGAAGGCCCGGCGAGAGGAGCUGGACUACCUACGGACGAUUCAACGCGCCAACAAGGCAGUGGUGGAGAACCUGGCGCAGUUUGUGGGAGCAGAGCUGGGGGAUCAGAAAUAUGAAGAUGUGAUUAAAGAAAACAUCAUCAGCAUCCAGGAGGACCAUAAAGGCUGUAGUGAGGAUUUAGAGAAAGCUGAGGAAGAUUUGAGAAAGCAGCUGGAGGGAGAUGGCUUCGCUGGGAUGGAGAAAGUAAGAGAAGAGUCUGUGGUCUUUGAAGAGAUGCUUCGCGCCGCAACGGACAUUGCCAGCAGGUUGGAGAGGUCCUCCCAAGCCCUGCAUGUUUCAUUUACACGGCAGCUGAAAGACAUUGUGAGAAAUUGAUGAACAGAGUUUUGAAACUGUUCAGACGUCAGUUUCCAGUUGCAAAAUAAUAAAUAUGUGAAUAAAGGCUGGCAAACUGUUAUGUGCCAAGAUAUACAGACCUAAAUAUUUUGUGUGUUUUUGUUACUCAGAUGCAACGAUGUCUAGUUGAACUGUUAGCAGGAAAGAAAAUGCUGAAUAAAAUGCUGCAAGUUGGGAGAUGAUGGUUUAAACAAUCCACCCCUCAUGGAGUAAGUCAUAAAAGCUAGACUUUGUUAAAUAUUAUCUUUAAUUCAGGAAUUGUUUAUGAAAUAAAUGGAAACAAUCUGUGGAGCAAGUUGGAGCCAAGUCUAAUAUUUAUAAAGCAAACUAGAAGAGUCUUUUGGAAAGCCUGAGUAACGACACAAUAAGCAUUUAGAAUGAGAAGACUGUUCAUCUAUUAUGUAUUUUCUAGAAAGUGUGGCAUACGUUUGUUGAAGAAGAAUGUUGCUCUGGUCAGAUGAAACCAAAAUCAAGAUAUUUGACUCUACAAAAUGCUAUUAGAUCACCCAAGUUUUAAUAGUGAAACUUGGUGGCACCAGGUGUCAUUCGUGCUGCGAGGAUGCGUUUCUUCAGCAGAAGAGGCAAACUGAUUGGAGCCGAUGGGAAUACAAUGUACAGCACAUCUGAUUAAUCUUUCAAAAUGUUUUGCCCUGGAAGAACCGAUUGUGAAACUGUUUCUCCUGAGUCUCAGAAGGACUGCGUUGUUAAUUUAACAGUGUUUGUUCCAAUGAAAAUCAUUUUUCAUUAGUCAGUGAUGUUACGCAGCUUCUGUGUUCACCCUCACGUUUGGAAAACUUAAAACAUCUCCAAGUAUAUUUAUUCACUUAGUCUGCCCUCUAGCUGCUUCCCACAGAAAUAUCCCAGUUGAGCUGAUUCCUGGAGUGAAGAAACGCUUGAAAGAAUUGCUUAAAUAAAACACUUUCUUAUGUGCUCAGAUGUAAAUGUGGUAUUUCAGUUGCCUUUACAUCUAAGGUUUAUGGCAAUCGUAGUGAGAAAGAGAAAGAAGGAGAGAGAAAAGAGAGAGAUGAGGAGGAAGAGAAAUAGGAGGAGGGACUGCCGGAGGUGUCCUACCAGAUACAGGCGCAUGUUCCCUGCUAGUUGGAUCUACCACUCUCCAGAUGAAUAUCAUUAGAAAUAGCAAGAGGAUAACAGCAACGUGCGUAAAAAUGCGCAAUAGUUUGGAAUUGGCACCGGAGCAAGCCUGGACAUUUUCCUACACUUAGGUUACUAAAAUAGCAGAUUUAAUCCACAAAUCUGCUAUUUGUGGAUUAAAUAGCAGAUCCACAACAGAAGCACAUUUCAGUGGUGACCGAAGAGACAUUUACCAAUGCUGAACCGCGGUACAGUAGUUGGUCGGAGCACUUUUCCACUCUCUCCUCUCCCUCUGAUGUAGCAGCAGUUGUGCAGUUUUUUUCCGGAUAUGCCUCCCAGCUGCGAAGAUGACACAUGCUUCUCUCACGGACAAAACUCUGACGGAUCGUCACCGCUGCGCUUUACUCUCUGAUCAAGUUGGACUUAUUUUUUCUAACAGAGCGCAAAAUGAUUCACAACCACCUGUUCCUGAAAGGGACGAUCGUCGUCUGGACGCUACUUCUGGGUCAGACAGUUCUUGGUCAUGUUAAGACCCAUUCACAUGCCGAAGAUGAACUCUUCAAGACGCUGUUCUCUGGUUACAACAAGUGGUCAAGACCUGUCCCAAACAUCUCUGAUGUGGUUAUAGUCAAGUUUGGACUGUCCAUAGCCCAGCUCAUUGAUGUGGAUGAGAAAAACCAAAUGAUGACAACUAACGUGUGGUUAAAGCAGGAGUGGAAUGACUACAAACUUCGCUGGAGACCGUCUGACUAUGACAACGUAACGUCCAUCAGAGUCCCAUCGGAGCUCAUAUGGGUCCCAGAUAUAGUUCUCUAUAACAAUGCUGAUGGUGAGUUUGCUGUGACCCACAUGACCAAAGCUCACCUGUUCCACACCGGUAAAGUGCGCUGGGUCCCCCCUGCCAUCUACAAAAGCUCCUGCAGCAUCGACGUCACCUUCUUCCCCUUCGACCAGCAGAACUGCAAAAUGAAAUUCGGCUCCUGGACCUACGACAAAGCCAAAAUCGACCUGGAGCGGAUAGAAAACACCGUGGAUCUCAACAACUACUGGGAGAGUGGGGAGUGGGCCAUCAUCAACGCCGUGGGAACAUACAACACAAAGAAAUACGACUGUUGCCAUGAGAUCUACCCAGACAUUACCUACUUCUUCAUCAUCCGAAGGCUUCCUUUAUUUUACACAAUCAACCUCAUCAUUCCCUGCUUGCUGAUCUCAUGCCUCACCGUCUUAGUUUUCUACCUGCCCUCAGACUGCGGUGAGAAGAUCACUCUUUGUAUCUCGGUCCUUUUGUCCCUCACCGUGUUCCUCCUGCUCAUAACAGAGAUCAUACCCUCCACGUCUCUCGUCAUUCCUCUCAUCGGCGAGUACCUCCUCUUCACUAUGAUCUUCGUCACCCUGUCCAUCGUCAUCACGGUGUUUGUGCUAAACGUGCACCAUCGCUCACCCAGCACUCACAAGAUGCCCCGCUGGGUUCACUCCGUGUUCCUGGACCUGAUCCCACGCUGGCUGUUCAUGCGCAGGCCGGCGCCCGACGGCCGGCGCCGCAGGCUGCUGCUACUCCAACAGCAAAUAGCAGCAGAGAGGCGGCAAAUGCAGAUAGCAGAGUAUGAAUCAAGCCACUGCAUCAGCACCUCUUAUACCUGGAUGAGAGACGGGAGCACUCUGGAAAACCCGGAGAGAAGCUGCUACGAGGACCUGGAGCUUGGAACGCUGACGUCAUAUUUCUCCUUCCGGCCCCCCUCUCCGAGACCUCCGGGGUUGACUCCUCCGCUGCAACAGAAAAAAACCCAGAGCAACCAAAACUUGCAAGAUGGUGCUGCAGGAUUAAACAGACAGCCGUCUGGAGCCAGGUUUAACUCCCCGCAGCAGCCGCCUAAAGGGGACAGCUCACUGUUAGAGUCACCUUUCAUACUUUCACCAAGUGUAAUACGGGCGUUACAAGGGGUUCACUACAUUGCAGACCAUCUGAGAGCUGAAGAUGCAGAUUUCAGUGUGAAGGAGGACUGGAAGUAUGUUGCCAUGGUUAUUGAUCGGAUCUUCCUGUGGAUGUUCAUUAUUGUGUGUCUGCUUGGAACAAUAGGUCUCUUCCUACCCCCCUGGUUGGCUGGCAUGAUUUAGGUUUUGUGAGAUAAAAAAAAUAAAAUCUGUAGCUGGACUCUGAUUUAUUGUUGAUGUUAUUUUGUUUUAAUAUUACAACUUCUGUGGGCUCAGAAGUCAGAAGUUAUUUAAAUGGACUUCAGUAAUACUGCAUCAGGGUUGACAGCAGAAUGGUAACAUUUACAAGUAUGUUCAGAAAUAAACAUGAAUGCUUACAUUAAA